Molecule: messenger RNA, 1812 nt
Organism: Fusarium redolens
Lineage: Eukaryota; Fungi; Ascomycota; Sordariomycetes; Hypocreales; Nectriaceae
Product: glycoside hydrolase superfamily
Exons: 2
Coding region: 63-1712 (549 amino acids)
Biological process (GO): carbohydrate metabolic process
Molecular function (GO): hydrolase activity, hydrolyzing O-glycosyl compounds
Source: RefSeq, a predicted model, not a curated record
CCAAGUCUCCUCUGGAUAUACCUCUUCUGUCCCUUUGACAACCUAACUUGUUCAUCUCUUCAAUGAAGUCUCUCCCUUCAAUCCUGGCGGUAGCCGCCAUACCCUCCCUGGCUUUUGGCCAAUCCUUCCAGUCCACCCCCGUUAUGGGUUGGAACUCAUACAAUCAAUUCUCAUGCAGUCCCAACAACAAGAGCAUCGCCGCCACCAUUGAAGCUCUCUCCAGUCGCGGUUUUGUCGACGCUGGCUACAAGUUCUUUCAGAUUGAUUGCGGCUGGGCCUCUCGCGAUACGAAGCGAGACCCUAACACGGGAGCAUUGAAGGUUGAUUCUAAUGCCUUCCCCGACGGGCUGAAGCCUCUGAGCGACUUGGCAAGAUCCAAAGGCAUGAAGUGGACCAUGUAUUCCGACGCUGGUGUACGCAUGUGUGAUCCUCAAGAUCCAUCCCCCGUGCUGGGAUCCUUGGGCCACGAAGCUGUCGACGCCGCGUUUUUCAAAUCGUUGAAUACAGAGUACUUGAAAUAUGACAACUGCUACGCUGAUAGUGCCAACAACAACGCCCCCAAGGAUCCACGAACAGACUUUGUCACUCGUUUCGGCACAAUGUGGACCGAAUUACAGAAAGUCGGUAUUCCCGGAAUGCUCAUUUGUCAAUGGGGUGUUCCAUACUCUUCAUCCAGCGGCCUCGAAGGUCCCGCGGAAUGGACUCAGGACAUAUCCACCUCUUUCCGCCUCUCAGACGACAUCGCCCAAGGCUGGAGCAACGUAUACCGCAUCUCCAAUCAAGCCAUCCAUAUCGCACACAGAAACCUCUCCGGGCCCGGCCACAUUGCCGACGCUGACCUUCUCGAGGUUGGUAACUCUGGCAUGACAUUCGACGAGCAGGCCACGCAUUUCGCUCUAUGGGCCAUGCUCAAGUCUGCUCUCAUGAUCUCGACAAACAUCACGGCGCUGUCGGAUCAGACUGUGGCUGUUCUUCAGAACAAAGACUUGAUCGCCAUAAAUCAGGAUGCAGCUGUCAAGCCUAUCAGCUUGGUGCAGCGAUGGACUGGCGAUCGAGACUUGUGGGCGGGACCACUUGUAAACGGAGAUGUUGCAGUUCUCUACGUCGACCUAAGCAAUAAGGCUCGAUCCCUCAGCCUCCAGCUGUCUGAUCUCGGGAUCCAGUCAGCCGACGUCAAGGAUCUGUGGACGGGCAAAACUUCUACUGGAGCUUCAUCUUUCUCUAAGCAAGUGAAUGGCCACGGCUCUGUCGCAUUGCGUCUCUCAAACAUCAAGAGAGUUAGUAGCACAGCCAAUUAUAAGUACACGUCUCUUUCCACCGGUUCGUUGUCCUCAGGUGCCAAAACUGCUUCUUGCUCUGGCUGCACCUCCUCGACCAAGGUCGGCAACCUCGGGGGCAGCUCCAACGGUCAGGUUGUCCUCUCAAACAUCCGCACAUCCAAGGCUACACAAAACGUUCUCUUCGAUUAUAUCAACGGCGAUGUGGGUUUCGGUGGUAGUACCAACGAGCGCCUGGCUUCCAUCAAGGUCAACGGCGGUACUGCGCAGACCGUGAGCUUUCCCCUGUCAGGUUAUAACUGGGACAAGGAUGUCUACAAGGGCUAUGCCGUCGAGCUUUCCGGUUUCAACACCAAUGGGCCAAACACUAUUACCAUUUCGGGCGUCAAUGGUGGCUGGGCACCUGAUUUUGACAGACUGGCUGUUAUUUCCUAGAGCCUUUAUUCCGUCGAAACUCAUGAGAUCUAUCAAGGCUUGUAGAGCUACCCUGGUUAGGUAGAAUCCUCCCUUGAGGUAUAAAGAAAUAAAUUAAGCU